Ipomoea nil (Japanese morning glory) is the source of this 1039-nucleotide messenger RNA. Its product is annotated as reticulon-like protein B22. Lineage: Eukaryota; Viridiplantae; Streptophyta; Magnoliopsida; Solanales; Convolvulaceae. Bases 162 to 785 code for a protein of 207 amino acids. The record is from RefSeq and is a predicted model, not a curated record. The transcript is spliced from 4 exons.
UAAUAUUAAAUAAAUGAGGAAACUGAAGGAGAGAAAUUUCCUAAAGUCUGCAAUUCUAACUUCUAAGGAUGAGUUGUGAAGAUUGCACCGAUUGCGAAGUGUAAAGUGAUGAUGAGUUGAUCUUUCUAUUGUUGAUUUGUUAACGAACGACGCCGGCAUCGAUGGAAGACAACGGUGACGGCAAUUCUACCGGCGCGACGGCGGUUACUGCUGGCGGCAACGGAAGGAACGGUAAUAGUAAUAGCAGUGCGGAGACGGCGGAGGCGAGGAAGAGAGUAAGAUUAGGCUUCAGCGGCGGCGGAAUAGGGAAGCCGGUUAUAGUGAUGAUUUGCGGGAGUCUGGUGUACUACCAUUGCGCCUAUCAGAAAUCAAGCUUUGUCUCUCUCGUCUCCGACGUCUUUAUCGUCCUACUCUGCUCCCUCGCCAUCCUCGGCCUCCUUUUCCGGCAGAUGAACAUCCCUGUUCCGGUUGAUCCGCUAGAAUGGCAGAUAUGUCAGGAUACGGCCAAUACCGCAUUUGCCUGCUUGGCCAAUACCGUUGGCGCUGCUGAGUCCGUUCUCCGCGUUGCUGCUACUGGCCAUGAUAAGAGGUUAUUCUUCAAGGUUGUUGCUGCACUUUACAUGCUAUCUGUUUUGGGGAGGAUGGUCCCAGGAAUUACCCUUGCCUAUGCUGGUCUGUGCUUGUUUUGUCUUUACUUGCUUGCAGAGAACUCGCAAUUGAUCAGUUCAUGCGCCUCCCGCAUUUAUCAGACAAGAGACUGCUCAACAGUCCAGGAUAAUUCAUAGUAGUUAGCUAACAGCGUGUAAUCCAAGUUUGUCUCAUACCCCCUUCUGUUCUGUUGAUUGCUGUGUGAUUCAUGCAUUUCUCUGUACGUAGCAUACAUUAGCCCUGUGUGUAGCAUUGUGAGGAGUUUACAAAAUCUAUAGUGUUAUUUUUGUUUAGACUUCUACUCUCUCAAAGGCUGCUUAGGUUCUGUAUUAUUUGAGGAUUAUAGCUACAUUUUAUUUGGAGGUCCAAUCAUACCCCUGGUUUCAAUGCA